AUGGGUUUCUCCUCAGAUGCAACCACAUGGCCUACUACAGCAACAUUCAAUUGCAAUGGCACUCGUCAGUCUCCUAUCAAUAUUGUGACUGCUGAUGUGAAGGCUGAUAGUAACCUGACAGCUUUCAGCUUCACUGGCUUUAAUGACAGCUCCACCCUCCGAAACAUUAACAACACUGGAAAGUCAGUCAACAUCGAUCUUGAUGAUCAAAAGAUGAGCGUGUCAGGAGGAGGCCUUCAGAACACGUACACUUCCAAAGAGUUCCACAUUCACUGGGGCAACGGCUCCUCUUUCAGUGGAUCUGAACACACUGUGGAUGGCAAACAAUAUGCAAUGGAGAUGCACAUACUAAAUCUUAGGUCUGAUGUAUCCGUGGCUGCUGCCAAUGACUCAACAGCAUAUGCUGUUCUUGGUUUCUUCAUUGAAGCAACCAAUGACAGUGGCAAACCAGAGAGCUGGAAGAACCUCACCUCAUUCUUAUCAAAAAUUCCUAAAAAAGGUGACUCACUGGACAUUAUGAAUCAACUUACUGUAGAUAGUCUGCUUGAAGGAGUGGACCGGACUAAAUAUUACCGUUACCUUGGCUCUCGGACUACACCAAAGUGUAAUGAAAGUGUGGUAUGGACUGUAUUCAAAGACCCAGUCAAAGUCAGCAAAGAUUUGGGGGUUGAGGCCUUUUUUGGACGUCUGGGAGUUCUGGGGCAGGAGCCAGGGAGCAAAAUCUUCUUCUGA
Molecule: messenger RNA, 732 nt
Organism: Ictalurus furcatus (blue catfish)
Lineage: Eukaryota; Metazoa; Chordata; Actinopteri; Siluriformes; Ictaluridae
Product: carbonic anhydrase 4-like
Exons: 6
Coding region: 1-732 (243 amino acids)
Cellular component (GO): plasma membrane
Molecular function (GO): carbonate dehydratase activity; zinc ion binding
Source: RefSeq, a predicted model, not a curated record